AUGUCACUUGACUCGCUACCGACUGAGCUUUUCCUUCGGGUGAUGUCUUAUCUAGACUCCCCGGAGGACCGGAAUGCUCUUGCUAGGACAAGCCGCCGAUGCCACUCACUUUUAAACCGCGAACUUUACAUUCUUUCUAUUGUCGAUAUCAAUUUCCACGGGCUCUUUUGGGCAGCCCGAAGAGGCCAGCUAGGAACCCUCCAACGCUUCUUGGAUGCAGCAUCCCCUGGCUUUCACAUGAUUUGCGAUGGUUUGGAUGUUAAAUGGCGGCCCACCUGGGGCGCCAGAUUCAAUGGGGACCUCCUUCAGUGCAUUCCGGUAUUCAAUUAUGAGGGGCAUAUUGGGUACUACGGCAAUAAACAUAUGCCCUUUUUCUCCCUCUACCGGGAUGCACUGGUCGAGGCGGCCCUUCAUGGACAAAUGCAAGCAUUCCAACUCCUCGCGGGACACAUCCCAUGGCAUCUGAGCGAGAUAGAUUGUCACGAGUCUGGUGAGGAUGCAGGGUGGCUGUCACUCAGCCAUCUUGCAGCACUCCAUAACCAGCCCACAUUAAUGCAAUUACUCCUUAAUGAUGGAGUUAAUUUGAUGUCCGACUUCCCUCAAAACGUCCAAGAAAACACACCCUCGCCCUUCCACAUCGCCUGUAGGGAGGGGCAUGUGGAGGUUUUGGAAAUCCUACUUCGACAGAGAGUUGAGCCCGACAUGCUCGACUUCAAUGGCGUCACACCAAUGAUACUUGCAAUAUCCUGGGGCAACGGAGAGGUCGUUCAAAUUCUCCUCGAUUACGGAGCGGACGCCUAUCAAACAUUUCGCUUAUUUUCCAUUCUAUCUCUGGCUACAGUGUAUGGUGAAGCUUCCGUGCUGGAAAUCUUGCUGCAGACUGGCUUAAGUCCCGAUGGCUUAGAUGCAAACGGAAACUUGCACCCUAUCAUUGGAACGCAAACAAGAGAGUUGCAUACUGGAGAGAUGAGGCAACAUUCCUCCUCCUCAAUAAGUCAAUCCAGCUAUCGUACGCCUUUGGCCCUCGCUGCACUUUUGAAUGAGCCGCAAUGUGCCCGGAUACUGCUUGAACAUGGCGCCAAGCCCAAUUUCGUCGAGCCAAACGGAGAGAUCCCGCUUCACAUAGCCCUCGAGCAUGGGAGUUUGGAAACUGCCUCGAUCCUAAUUCAAGGUGGAGCAAGACGCGACAUGAUCGACGGUCUAGGAAACACUGCAAUUCACUAUGCAUUAUUGCCCGGUGACGGCCAUUGGAGCAUUCUUGAGUCUCUGACACUUCUCAUUGACAAUGGCUCCCCCGAGAUCACGCCUGAAUGGAUAUUCCGAGUACUAGAGUAUGAACACUCUCAUCCAGGAGUUUCUCUACCACCCGCUAUCAUCAAGGCUCGAGAGACGGUCAGUGGUCCACCAUCCUAUUGCCAACAUUGUGACUCACUCCGCUCAUGCGACCGCAGACACAGUGAUGACUCUUUCUACCAAAGGCUUUACGAGCCUGGAGCUCAAUGCCAAUGUGCCAAAGCAGUGGAGCUUUUCCUCAAUCAAGGCAUACAUGUUGAUGCUUACGAGCCCUCGGUCGCACUUUGUUGUACCGAGCCGCGUAUUGGCUGUGUACUGAUAUCAUAG
Penicillium malachiteum is the source of this 1620-nucleotide messenger RNA. RefSeq lists its product as uncharacterized. The transcript has a single exon. The coding region runs from base 1 to 1620 and encodes 539 amino acids. NCBI's taxonomy places the organism in Eukaryota, Fungi, Ascomycota, Eurotiomycetes, Eurotiales, Aspergillaceae. The record is from RefSeq and is a predicted model, not a curated record. Gene Ontology annotation, molecular function: protein binding.